This is a messenger RNA of Kwoniella mangroviensis CBS 8507, 1209 nucleotides long. RefSeq lists its product as uncharacterized. Gene Ontology annotation, molecular function: protein methylesterase activity. Gene Ontology annotation, biological process: protein demethylation. The transcript is spliced from 9 exons. Lineage: Eukaryota; Fungi; Basidiomycota; Tremellomycetes; Tremellales; Cryptococcaceae. Bases 1 to 1209 code for a protein of 402 amino acids. The record is from RefSeq and is a predicted model, not a curated record.
AUGUCAGACGCGUUCAGGAAAGCAAUGGCCAACAAGCUACCCCAGCUACCUCGGACAAAAGCACCAUGGGCCGAGGAGGCCGACGAGGGACAAGAGGAGUUGCAGGAGGAAGAAGAAGAAGAUGGGCUGGGCGAUCUGCACGCAGCUCUGCCACCUCCUACGAAAUACGGUUCGACAGAUCUCACUCCUUUAUCCGCCUCGUCGUUCUUCCAACAAGCACUGGAAGUCACCCCUUCCUCUUCCUCCACGACAUUCAGAGUAUAUCUCACCCCACCUAAUGCCAGCAAUGGAAAGGGGAAGGGCACUUACCUUGUAUGUCAUCAUGGAGCAGGAGCAUCCGGAUUGAGCUUUGCAGCGUUGGCUAAACAUGUUAGGGAGAGUAGUCAUGGUGAAUUAGGUGUGCUCGCUUUCGAUUGUAGAAAUCAUGGCAAGACCAGUACUGCCGGUCCGUCCUCUUCGGAGCAAGAUCUAUCUUUACCUACAUUACAGAACGACUUCCUAGCACUGAUACAGCAUAUAUUCCCUGAUGCGAAAGAAUCGCCAUCUCUGAUACUGUUAGGUCAUUCGAUGGGUGCAGCACCAAUUUUAUCUUCCGCACCUACACUACAGAAAAAGGGGUAUACGAUACCUGGUGUGAUAGUGUUAGACGUUGUUGAAGGCACUGCGAUCGAGGCUUUACCUUUGAUGAAAUCUAUCUUAUCCCAGCGUCCUACCCAAUUCAGGUCGGUGGUGGAUGCGAUUCAUUGGCAUCUAACAUCGAACACAUUAAGAGAUACAGAAGCAGCAAGAGUAUCCGUACCAUCAUUCCUAAUUCCUGAUCCCAGUAACUCCAAUAAUGGUGGAGGAGGAGGGGAGAAACAGAUUUGGAGAACUGAUCUUUUAGCUACUGAGCCUUAUUGGGAGGAAUGGUACAUAGGUUUAAGUAAGAGAUUCCUAGAAGCUAAAUGCGCGAGAUUAUUGGUGUUGGCUGGACAAGAGAGGUUGGACAAGGAAUUGAUGGUUGGUCAGAUGCAAGGUAAAUUCCAACUUGAAGUCAUGCCUGACACCGGACAUUAUCUACAUGAGGAUAAUCCCUCAUCAUUAGCCUCAACGAUCGUGCAGUUCUGGCGAAGGAACACAAGGGUAUUGGUGUUACCCCCUAAGAUCGGUCAACCUGGUGUACCUGGUAUGAAGCCGAAUAACAUAGUGAAGCGUGUAGGCGAAGAUUAG